Molecule: messenger RNA, 2543 nt
Organism: Paramormyrops kingsleyae
Lineage: Eukaryota; Metazoa; Chordata; Actinopteri; Osteoglossiformes; Mormyridae
Gene: seraf
Product: Schwann cell-specific EGF-like repeat autocrine factor
Biological process (GO): anatomical structure development
Cellular component (GO): extracellular region; cell surface
Molecular function (GO): signaling receptor binding
Source: RefSeq, a predicted model, not a curated record
AGCGGAGAGAAUAUAAUAUUUCAGGUUAAGGCCAUCCAAGCUCUGGACGCUUAAAAAAAUCUAAAUCCUGCCUUGACCCUCGUUCAAUGCGAACUCAUUCUCAAGUUAUUCGGACUGUAUGUAGUUGCAUUCUCAUGGAUGUGACUGUCAUAUGAAUUACAAACUAAAAUGGCGAAUACAGACUGAAGGAACGCAAUGUGACCUUACAGCAGUCGGCAUUUGUGCGCUAAGCAUGACAUGCAUGGCUUAGCCAGUAUUGAAUUGCGGUGGGUUAGUCAGUGCAGUAAUUUUACAGCAUCGUAAGGUUUUUUGUUUGGGCCGAUCGGGGGCUCCUGAGUGGUCUGGAUGCGUGUUACCUGUUUGCGUGUGAAUGUCUGCCUCUGGGAGUCUCCUAAGAAUACGAGAAUGCACAUCUGUUUCCGCAGUGAAAUUCCAGGCCACUUCCUGCGUGAAAGUGCGGAUGGAUUGAUUUCUUUCUUCGCGCAGGAACAGGACCCACUGCGUCUUCUGUCAAACAGAUAAAUCAUCGUGGGAAGUCACUGUGCUUCCAGACGGACGAAGGUCUCCGUGGCGCUCGAUCCUCCGGAGAAAAAAACUGCCAAACUUCAAACUAAGUUUUCCAUAUUUUCUAUUGGUGUGUCUGUGUGUUUAACGCUGUAAUGACCCGACCAAGCCCUGUGGAUGGAGAAAGAUUGUGCUUUAGGGGUUUGUAUUCAGGCUUAGUUUAACUUUUUAAACAGUCUUGUUCUCCGUUACUUUUUUCUGUAAUCCGUAAAACUAUUGAAAACACUGUAUUUUAUGCCAUCCAGACUAAUGUGUGUUUGGCACGACCAAAAAUAUGGCCCCAUAUAUUUCAACUACAUUCUGCGACACAUGAAUUUUUAUCAAUUUGACUAAUUUAUUUUUAUAUAAAAAGUGAAUUGAACUCGAUGGGUUGUAGACGACCCUGCUAAAAAUGUUGAGUUGUAUUUUCCUCAGAGUGUCUGUUGAUCCAGAUUACAUCUGCUAGAGUCAUUUCCCCACAUGUGGUAAAAAUCGCAUAAACUUGAUCUAUUGGUUGAGGGGGAGUCUGGCUAUGAUUGCAUUACCAUACAGCCCAUGCUCGACUCUUCGAAAUUGUGGCUUCCUGGGGAAUUUAACAAUUUGCAUUUUAAGUGUAUUUUUUAAAUUAGUUUAUUACUGUGCUGUAUUGAGGAAAUAAGAUAUUUUGAAAUCUUUUUACAUUCUCAGCUUUUCGCUUUUAGUACCAGAGGAAGUUGACAUCUGUAGUUUUUCUUAGUGCGUUUCAGUGCUUACUGUUAGCGCUUUAAACAUGUGCUCCUCAAAUGCUUUAGUUAAAAAAACAACGAAAGAGUAAAAAGCAACCAUUUUUUUUAAACUGCAUUGGUGAAUCUCCGCUUGUUGUCACUGGAUUUGUUUGCACAAGUGCAGAGUAAUUUGCGUACCAUUUCACGCCACUGGUGUGCAAUUCUUUUCUGCUGUCAAAAACCAGCUUUGUAAAUAAGAGGACUGUUUUCCUCGAAGACUUAAUGGAAGUCCUUCCCCACCCCUCCCCCCACAUUAAGCAAGCACCAUUUUUUUUUACUCGAGCUACAUGGAUUGUUUUACAUCCAAUACAAUCUACGGAUAUGUCACGUGUCACCAGCAGGGGGUGCUCAAGGAUGGGGCUGCUUUGCUGCUCUCCCUCACUGGUGAAGACGAUGCUUGCAGUGGCUUCCUUGAUCCUGCUGGCGAAGCUCGGCGAGGGCCGGUCGGACGCGUCCCGUGGCGUGGCGGUCCCUUUCGUCUUUGACCCCAAAGCCACGUGUCAGCCAGCUUGCAAACAUGCGGGCAUCUGUAUCCGAAACAACACCUGCUUCUGCUCCAAGGGCUACGAGGGAGAACUCUGCCAGUAUGCUGCCUGUGACCCCAAAUGUAAGAAUGGGGGGGAAUGCCUUCGUCCCGGGAAAUGCAGAUGUCCUCCGGGAUUUGGGGGGAAAUACUGUCAUCAAGUGGUGUGCGACGGAGGAUGCUGGAAUGGGGGGGAGUGCAUCGCGGAGAACAGGGUGGUGAAAUGCCUCUGUCCCUCCAGCUGGACGGGUUCCAGAUGCGAAGAAGCGAUAUGUCCCCAGGGGUGCCAGAACGGGGGCAGCUGUGUGGCCCCAGGCAUCUGUAGCUGCCCCGAAGGCUGGCUUGGAGGUGCCUGCCAUGUUGCUGUGUGUAAACGGCCGUGCGUAAACGGCGGGAAGUGCAUCUCCCCGAACGUGUGCCGUUGCCGCAUCCCUUUCUCUGGGCCGCAGUGUGAAGUGAGGAAGAUGUUUUAACUCUGGAACCGUGCAAGAGCAAGGAGACAACGCUGACCUAUAUCAUAUAUCCCUGUGUAAACCUGUUAAAUCAUGGUGCUUCAGAGGAAUCCUUGAAUUUGUAAUUUUUAUUUUUUUUUGAAACACUGAAAUAAACAUAAAUAAAUGUUAGAGACGAACCUGUGAGGAUUGAACAGAAAAUGGAAAUUCUCUCGAAUGAUUGUUUCAUCAUACUGUCAAUACCAAAUUAAAUCUAUUUAC